AUGAUACUUUCUGUUUCGUCGAGCCCUGCUUUGGUCUCUGGUUUGAUGGUUGUACGUGCUAAAAAUCCGGUACAUUCCGUUUCGUUUCCCAUCCCAGUCUUUCGCGACACUUCUGGUUUACUUAUUUUGUUAGGUCUCGACUUCUCCGCUAUGAUCUCCCCAGUAGUUCAUAUAGGAGCUAUAGCCGUUUCAUUCCUAUUCGUGGUUAUGAUGUUCAAUAUUCAAAUAGCGGAGAUUCACGAAGAAGUAUUGCGCUAUUUACCAGUGAGUGGUAUUAUUGGACUGAUCCUUUGGUGGGAAAUGUUCUUCAUUUUAGAUAAUGAAACCAUUCCAUUACUACCAACCCACAGAAAUACGACCUCUCUGAGAUAUACGGUUCAUGCCGGAAAGGUACGAAGUUGGACUAAUUUGGAAACAUUGGGCAAUUUACUUUAUACCUACUAUUCCGUCUGGUUUUUGCUUCCUAGUCUGAUUUUAUUAGUAGCCAUGAUUGGGGCUAUAGUACUUACUAUGCAUAGGACUACAAAGGUGAAAAGACAGGAUGUAUUCCGACGAAAUGCGUUGGAUUCCAGGAGGACUAUUAUGAGGAGGACGACAGAUAGACCACGAUCCGAAAUAAGGGGAAGCUGUGGUUCGAAUCCACGUCGUGGUGAGCAAAGUGCAGUUUUCUUCGCAGGAGCGCCUUGUCUUGCUAGUGCAGUAUAG
Phoenix dactylifera (date palm) is the source of this 705-nucleotide messenger RNA. NCBI's taxonomy places the organism in Eukaryota, Viridiplantae, Streptophyta, Magnoliopsida, Arecales, Arecaceae. The record is from the annotation of a RefSeq genome assembly.